Scophthalmus maximus (turbot) is the source of this 1819-nucleotide messenger RNA. It is a transcript of the gene heyl, whose product is annotated as hes related family bHLH transcription factor with YRPW motif like. The record is from RefSeq and is a predicted model, not a curated record. Gene Ontology annotation, cellular component: nucleus. Lineage: Eukaryota; Metazoa; Chordata; Actinopteri; Pleuronectiformes; Scophthalmidae. Gene Ontology annotation, molecular function: protein dimerization activity; RNA polymerase II cis-regulatory region sequence-specific DNA binding; DNA-binding transcription factor activity, RNA polymerase II-specific. Gene Ontology annotation, biological process: regulation of transcription by RNA polymerase II; Notch signaling pathway; circulatory system development. The coding region runs from base 429 to 1418 and encodes 329 amino acids. The transcript is spliced from 5 exons.
CAAAACUGGCAACCCUGCCCCAACUGCCAAAGUCCUAUUUUGUCAUUGGGUGGAUGUGACAGAGAGAGGGAGCCAAGAGAGAAAUAACACAGAGAGAGAAAGCGGGAGACGAUGCCAGUGGUAGAGUGAAAGACUUAAAGCAGCUUGUGAAUUUUCUGAGUUGUCAUGGGCCCUUGGGGGUCGAACAAGUGGCACCGCUGAUUCACAGAGGACAGGACAGAAGAGACAAGAGGAAACAACAACGACGAGAAAUGAGCACAAGUGACGAGAAGUAACUAAGGACAACAAAGCUUUUAAAAGUAACAGCUCAAGAGAGUGAGGGGCACACCGGGGCCAGCGUGUCCCCUCCACGCAGGCGACAAGAUCACCCCCGAUCCUUCAGUCCACCGUCCGUUCAUCCAGCCACCCUGUCAAGAAGGAGGGGAGACAUGAAGAGACCUCACGACUACAGCUCCCCGGACUCGGACACAGACGAGUUCAUUGACGUGGGACAAGAAGACAGCUUUUGCCCAGUCACCGGGUCCAUGUCUCCUGGCAGUGCCUCGCAGAUUCUGGCCCGAAAGAAGAGGAGAGGGAUCAUAGAGAAGAGGCGCAGAGACCGGAUCAACCACAGCCUGUCAGAGCUGCGCAGGCUCGUCCCCAGUGCCUUUGAGAAACAGGGUUCAUCUAAGCUCGAGAAAGCAGAGAUCCUGCAGAUGACAGUGGACCACCUCAAACUGCUGCAUGCCAUGGGAGGAAAAGGAUACUUUGAUGCGAGGGCCCUGGCAGUCGACUACAGGACGCUGGGUUUUAGAGAGUGUGUCGGGGAGGUGGUGCGGUACCUCAGCUCCCUCGAGGGAGAGUCCCAGGACCCUAUAGGAGCCCGCCUGGUCUCCCACCUCUCCCACUGUGCAAGUGAGCUCGACCCUCUCCUCUCCUUACAGUCACCCCCGGCCUCCGCCUUACACUUCCCUCCCUGGCAGUGGGCGUCCUUCCCUCAGAUCGCCGCCACCUCGCCAGCGUCCUCCUCAACUCCUUUCUCCGCUGGGCGAAGAGACCUUGCCCUGCUUGGGAGCUACCCAUCACCCGCCUCCCUCCGCCUCGCCCCCAUGGCCGGCUGCCAACAGGGUGUACCACCGCUCCUCGCGCCAGCAGCUCUGGCCUCCGUCCACAGGAUGCCCUCCCUCGCGGCGUCCCCAGCCCUAGCCCCCUCUAGACCGACCCAGCCAUCCCCACACUGCGCUACCAGGGCCUCGCCUCUUCCUCUCCCCACCCCUUCCUCUUCCUCAACCUCCUCUUCUACUCCAUCAUCCUCUGCUCAACCGCAAGUGUCUUUCAGACCCUUUGCACCUCUGGGGUCUCCCACAGCACAGCGGAGGGGCUUGAGCGGAUCAGCCAAGGUGGCCCAGGCAUGGGGGACUGAGAUCGGAGCUUUCUGAGGCCCACCUCCAGUUUGUUAUUUUCCAAAUGAACUCUGUACAGUGGACAUGGAGCUCCCAAGUGCACCAUGUAGCAAAUACGAUGAAUUUGGAGAAAGAAGCAUUGGACCUUUGUUUAUUGUCUCCAACUUUAAGGGACUCUAAAAGCCAUAUUAGACUAUGGGUGAAGUAUUAGAUAAUGACAAACAUUUAUAUUCAAUAAAAGAAUGGGGGAAUGUGAAGGAAUAGAGCAUUCGAAUAAAUAGACACAUUAAUAUCCAACAGAGCCAUAUAUAUAGAAAAUGCUCAACAGGGUGAUGUUGAGUUUUCACUGAUCUAUUAACUCUGAUACUUGUUUGCCUUUUACAACUCUGAUGAAUGUCUGACAAAAAUCUCUAUAAAGUGAAGUGCCUUCAACUCUG